AUGGGAGAAAUGGACCCUCUUUUUGUCGGACGAUAUGGAUGCUUCUACAUUGUGAUUGUCGUCGAGAGGAGGAACAGUGUCAGGGUCAAGGAUCUGCGCCAUGAUUAUGUGCAGAGAGUUCUGGAUUUUGAUGCCGCCGAACUGCCACGUGAGUUCAUCUACGUGGAUGAGGCAGGCUUCAAUCAGGCCAAAACCAGGCAUCGGGACCGUAACGUAGUUGGACAAAGGGCCAUUGUAAAUGUCCCUGGGCAGCAUGGGGGAAAUAUCACCUUGUGUGCUGCAAUUAGUGUCCAAGGAGUCCUGCAUCACCAUGCCACUAUAGGUCCCUACAAUACAGGACAGGUCAUUGCAUUUCCAGAUGCACUACAUGCAGUUGUGCAGGACAGACCAGAGCAGCCCAGGUUUGUUGUCAUCUGGGAUAAUGUUAGUUUCCACCGGGCUGCUCUGGUCCGAGAUUGGUUGAACAAUCAUAACCAUUUCACAGUUUUAUACCUGCCUCCUUACAGCCCCUUUAUAAAUGCAAUCGAGGAAUUCUUUUCAGCGUGGCGGUGGAAAGUAGAUGAUCGGCAACCACACGCCCACAUGCCUCUUCUGCAAGCAAUGGAAGAGGCACGCGGAGACAUUGAGGUGGGAUCAAUCCAAGGGUGGAUUCGGCACACAAGGCAAUAUUUUCCCCGAUGCCUAGCCCGUGAGGACAUCGCCUGUGAUGUUGACGAGGUCUUGUGGCCAGAUCGGAACAGAAGGCGGGAUCCAUAUCUCCUAGUGCUACGUCUGAUUGGCUUGUGUCUAGAGUUUUGA
Messenger RNA from Sander lucioperca (pikeperch), 798 nucleotides. RefSeq lists its product as uncharacterized. Bases 1 to 798 code for a protein of 265 amino acids. Lineage: Eukaryota; Metazoa; Chordata; Actinopteri; Perciformes; Percidae. Gene Ontology annotation, molecular function: nucleic acid binding. The record is from RefSeq and is a predicted model, not a curated record. The transcript is spliced from 3 exons.